Messenger RNA from Cololabis saira (Pacific saury), 2470 nucleotides. RefSeq names its product glutaminyl-tRNA amidotransferase subunit QRSL1 (gene qrsl1). Gene Ontology annotation, biological process: mitochondrial translation; glutaminyl-tRNAGln biosynthesis via transamidation. Lineage: Eukaryota; Metazoa; Chordata; Actinopteri; Beloniformes; Belonidae. The coding region runs from base 133 to 1698 and encodes 521 amino acids. The transcript is spliced from 11 exons. The record is from RefSeq and is a predicted model, not a curated record. Gene Ontology annotation, cellular component: mitochondrion; glutamyl-tRNA(Gln) amidotransferase complex. Gene Ontology annotation, molecular function: glutaminyl-tRNA synthase (glutamine-hydrolyzing) activity.
UUCUUCACGCCUCGUCCAAUCACAGAUGAGGAUGUUGGGUUUUGACAGCCGGCUCAAACAUGGCAGCUCUCUGUGCAGCACACUGUUAAGGUUGUUGUGAAUUUGAACAAUUGUUUAAAAAACCAACAAAACAUGCUUGGCCUGACGUUAAAGGAGGUAUCUCUGGCGUUCAGGGAGGGGAAAAUCUCCCCAACGGAGCUCUGCAGGAAAUGUCUGAAUCGCAUCAAGAAAACCUGGCACCUUAACGCUUACAUCACUGUGACAGAGGAGCUGUCCCUGAAGCAGGCCGAGCAGUCGGAAGCCCGGCUGCUGCAAGGUGUUCCCAGAGGCCCCCUGGAUGGAAUCCCCUUUGCAGUCAAGGACAACUUCUGCACUGAGAAUAUCAAGACCACAUGUGCUUCCAGGAUGCUUAAAAACUACGCUCCGCUGUACAACGCCACCGUGGUGCAGAAGCUCCUCGACCAGGGAGCCGUUCUCAUGGGCAAAACCAACAUGGACGAGUUUGCAAUGGGUUCAGGCAGUACUGACGGGGCUUUCGGUCCAGUCAGGAACCCCUGGAGCUACGCUGCUUCCUACAGGGGGCAUAGGGAGACGGCGGCAGACUCCGACUGGGUCAUCGCUGGAGGAAGUUCAGGUGGAAGCGCCGCAGCUGUCGCUUCACUCACCAGCUACCUGGCUUUGGGGUCAGACACGGGCGGGUCGACGCGUAACCCCGGAGCGCUGUGUGGUGUUGUGGCCCUGAAGCCCACGUACGGCCUCCUGUCCAGACACGGUCUCAUCCCACUGGUCAACUCCAUGGACGUCCCAGGAAUAAUGACGCGCUGCGUCAGCGAUGCAUCUGUCGUCUUAGGUGUCCUCCAAGGACUCGAUGUGAGAGACUCCACCACAGUUCCUGCCCCUUCAUCACAAAUGGAGCUCCCUGAAGACUUGGACGUCAGGAAUAUCUGCGUCGGCAUCCCAGAGGAAUACCAUGCCCCCGGUCUGUCCGAGGAGAUAUUGGCGCAGUGGAGUCGUGUGGCAGACAUGUUUGAGAGGGCGGGGGCUCGGGUGGAGCGAGUGUCCCUCCCACAUACCCAGUACUCCAUCGUCUGUUACCACGUUCUAUGCCACGCUGAAGUGGCAUCCAACAUGGCCCGAUUCGAUGGACUUGAGUACGGCCACCGGAGCGAGAUGGACAACUCCACUGAGGUCAUGUACUCUACAACUCGACACGAGGGCUUCAACGAUGUGGUCAGAGGGAGGAUACUGUCCGGAAACUACUUCCUGCUUCAACAGAACUACCAGCACUACUUUGUAAAGGCCCAGCAGGUCCGCCGGCUGAUCGCGGAUGAUUUCAGGCGCGUGUUUGGCUCAGGAGUCGAUUUGCUGCUGACGCCCACCACCCUAACGGAUGCGGCCUGCUUCCACGACUUUACACAAGAAGACAACCGCACACGCAGUGCACAGGAAGACGUCUUCACCCAGCCUGCAAACAUGGCAGGUCUGCCCGCCGUCUCCGUCCCAGUGGCAUUAUCAAGGCGGGGCCUUCCCAUUGGCCUGCAGCUGAUUGGCCCGGCCCUGAAGGACAAGCAGCUGCUCAGUGUGGCUCGGUGGGUGGAGAAGAGGGUUGGAUUCCCCUCCAUCAGCGACUGUGAUGAGCCACGGGAGAGCAGGAGUGAUUUAGGAAUGACCGAGAGGGAGCAGACUUCAGCUGUAUGAGGAGCGCUGUAGAUACAAGAAACCCACUACGCGCUUUUAUUUUGUAAAAAGGAUUUUCUUUGUGCUGUUGUAUCUACCAGUCUGAAGACAAAACAGCUUUAGGGAUAAAUAAUGAAUAAUGACAACCCUGAGAUGUGUCAUCACAUCCUGUUGUUUUUCAUGUGCAAAAUGAUGCAAGUUGUACUUGUUUUUCUUUUCAGUUCAUCUUCAUAUUUAAUUUUACUGCAGUGUAAAUGCUUGUCCUGACUGUUUAUGUUUUAAUGAAUACUGGGAAACUGCUUUUUUAUAUAAACGAACAUAAGCCAAUAUUCAAUUCUUGUUUCAUAUAAAAUCAUUUCAGUUUGUUCUUUUGAUAAUUACAACCUUUUGGUUUUUGUGGCAAAGUGCAACAUCAAGUAGCUGUUUUCAGCAGGUGUAGAAUUCUUAGUUUCUUUUAGUACAACCCUGCAGCUUUGGUUCUGGUUCGGGGGCUGGGUUUCUGUUCUGUUCCGGGUCCAUGAACGAAGACCAGGUUUGUUGUUUUACAGUGUACUCAUGAGAUGGAUAGCCACACUGCAAAAACUCCUCCAGAAAUAAGUCUAAUCUUCCUAAAUCUAGUCUAAAUGCUUUAUAUUCAGCAAAAUACCCCUGCCGAUGGGGUCAGAAAAACCGGCUUGACUAAUUCUUAAAACUGUCAAAACAGUCCUGUAGACAAAACCAAGACUAAUUGUCUUGAAACAAGGCUUUUUUUUUUUCUUCACUUUUUAGAAAUUAUUUUUUUUAGUGUACAGUA